CUUCAUUCAGAAGAAAAUAAAAACAAAAUCUAAUCAUUGCGUAAGUUUGAGCCGACAAAUAGAUUUUUCAGUCAGCUUCGACUAAUGUCUCGUAAUUCUAAACUUUAGGAAAAAAAACCUGUAAAGCUAACAAAAAUUCAAUUUAGAUUUGCAUCUAAAGAAAAUAUUGCAAAACUAAGAUGUCGGACCGCAAAGCAGUUAUCAAAAAUGCAGACAUGAGCGAGGAGAUGCAACAGGAUUGCGUGGAUUGUGCAACACAGGCGCUGGAGAAGUACAACAUUGAGAAGGACAUUGCGGCCUACAUUAAAAAAGAGUUUGACAAGAAGUACAAUCCAACCUGGCAUUGCAUUGUCGGUCGCAACUUUGGCUCCUAUGUGACACAUGAGACACGUCAUUUUAUCUACUUCUACUUGGGUCAGGUGGCUGUGUUGCUCUUCAAGAGCGGUUAACGAAGGGAAAAUGUGUCGCAUAUGCAACUCUUAUACUACAAUAUUCCAAAUAAAGCAACGCGCAAUUGAAAGAUAAAGAAAAACAAAA
This is a messenger RNA of Drosophila sulfurigaster albostrigata, 537 nucleotides long. Its product is annotated as dynein light chain 1, cytoplasmic-like. The coding region runs from base 180 to 449 and encodes 89 amino acids. Gene Ontology annotation, biological process: microtubule-based process. Gene Ontology annotation, molecular function: dynein light intermediate chain binding; dynein intermediate chain binding. The record is from RefSeq and is a predicted model, not a curated record. The transcript has 2 exons. Lineage: Eukaryota; Metazoa; Arthropoda; Insecta; Diptera; Drosophilidae. Gene Ontology annotation, cellular component: dynein complex.